This is a messenger RNA of Ictidomys tridecemlineatus (thirteen-lined ground squirrel), 1806 nucleotides long. The record is from RefSeq and is a predicted model, not a curated record. NCBI's taxonomy places the organism in Eukaryota, Metazoa, Chordata, Mammalia, Rodentia, Sciuridae.
AAAAAAAAAGUGGCUGCUUGGUCAUAUACCAUUUAGAAGCUGGAACAAAGCAGAGCUGCUCCUCAGUUCGUGGGGUCAUGUCCUAAUUAGACACAUCAUAGGUGACAAUGAUUGCCAGUUGAAAAUACAUCCAGUAUGCCUACCCUACUCCAUACCAUGGUCUAGCUGCCUAAAAUGUACUCAGAAUAGUUGCCUUAGUCUACACCUGGGCAAAACCAUCCAACACAAACCCAUUUUAUGAUGAAUAUCAGAAAACACGAGCACUAAGUGUUUCACGUAACUUUAUGGAUACUGUAAGUCAAAACUAGAAUGAAUGGAUAUGCAUUUGUACCUUCGUGAAAUUGGAAAACUCCUAAAUCCAGCUAUGGUAAGUGGGGGACUUCUGUAGUUGAUUUUUGAUAGCACUUGUUUGGCUGGGAGCAGUAGCCUGCUCAGGAUGCAUAUAAGACAGGUGUGUUAUUUAUUAUUAUUAUUAUUAUUUUUUUGUACUGGGGAUCGAACUCAGGGGCACCCGACCACUGAGCCACAUCCCCUGUCCUAUUUUGUAUUUUAUUUAGAGACAAGGUCUCACUGAGUUGCUUAAUGCCUCACUUUUACUGAGGCUGGCUUUGAAUUUGCCAUCCUCCUGCUUCAGCCUCCCAAGCAGCUGGGAUUACAGGCAUUUGCCACUGCACCCGGCAAGUUGUGGUAUUUAUUCUACAAUAAUAUUCUUAGCUACCAGAUGUCCAGGUGGUCAUGUAGGACCCCAAGGCCAACUGGAAGUUAGAGUCCAGCUUGUAUUCACUGUGGCAGCCAGGCAGGAAGGCACACCCUGGUGCUGGCUGCCUAGGGUUCUCUGUCCCCAUGGAGCAGCACCAGGGAGGGCCACAUACCAUAGAGAUGGGAGCAUUUACUCACUGCUUGGACACCUCUUGUCAACAGUAUUUUGCCUCCCUGAGUACAGAGCGAGGCCUGAGAGAGGAAACAGCCUGGGUCAGAGGAGGAAAACCCUGUAGCCCAGGGCCCACCAUGUAGCAACUGGGCUAGGGAUGCAGGUGUGUGGGGGCCUGGUGCCAAGGGUAGCUAACUGUGGCAUGCCAGGCUGGGUGUGGGAACUGCUCUGCCCCAGAGCCCACCAGCAGCAAGGCUCACAGAAUCCAGGGUUGGGCCUGGAGUAGAUUCUCUGCAUAGAUUAGUUUGGCUAAAGCGUUGAACCCCCAGGAAGGAGCACUGCAUUGCUGCCCAUGCCCUGUAGAUGUAGCAUCCUGGCUCCGGUGCCGCUCUGCUGCCCAGCGUCCCCAGGUUGCGACUUCUCUGGCUGACUGUGUUUCUCCCGCCAGCCACCCGUGGGACACGGUGAUCAAGGCAGCCAUGCGGAAGUACCCGAACCCGAUGAACCCGUGCGUGGUGGGCGUGGACGUGCUGGAGCGCCGCGUGGAUGGCCAUGGGCGGCUGCACAGCCUGCGCCUGCUCAGCACCGAGUGGGGGCUGCCCAGCCUCGUGCGCGCGAUUUUGGGGACCAGUAGGACUUUGACAUACAUCAAAGAGCAUUCUGUUGUGGAUCCAGUGGAAAAGAAAAUGGAACUUUGUUCCAGCAAUAUCACACUCACAAAUUUGGUGUCAGUGAAUGAGAGGUUGGUGUACACACCUCACCCGGAGAACCCUGGAAAGACUGUGCUCACACAGGAAGCCAUCAUCACCGUGAAGGGGAUUAACCUUGGCAGCUAUCUGGAAAGUCUCAUGGCAAACACGAUAUCAUCCAAUGCUAAGAAGGGAUGGGCUGCUAUUGAGUGGAUAAUCGAACAUUCUGAAAGCGCUGUGAGCUAA